This is a messenger RNA of Numida meleagris (helmeted guineafowl), 2512 nucleotides long. RefSeq names its product SNW domain containing 1 (gene SNW1). Lineage: Eukaryota; Metazoa; Chordata; Aves; Galliformes; Numididae. Gene Ontology annotation, biological process: mRNA splicing, via spliceosome. The coding region runs from base 113 to 1729 and encodes 538 amino acids. The transcript is spliced from 14 exons. Gene Ontology annotation, cellular component: spliceosomal complex. The record is from RefSeq and is a predicted model, not a curated record.
GGUGUGACGUUUCCCUGACUACAACUCCCAGCUGCUCGCUGCGGCGCAUGCGCUUCUGCGGCGCGCGCCCCUCCCCCGCCCCGCGGCCUAGCUCCGAGUAGGCGGCGGCAAGAUGGCGCUCACCAGUUUUUUGCCAGCUCCGACCCAGCUGUCCCAAGACCAGCUAGAGUUAGAAGAAAGAGCAAGGGCUCAGAGAUCCAGGCAGGCUGCUCUGGUGUCAUCACGAAGGGAGCCUCCCCCGUAUGGUUACCGGAAAGGAUGGAUACCGCGGACGUUAGAGGAUUUCGGAGAUGGGGGUGCUUUUCCAGAAAUUCAUGUGGCCCAAUAUCCAUUGGAUAUGGGUCGAAAGAAGAAGAUGUCCAAUGCUUUGGCUGUUCAGGUGGAUGCAGAAGGAAAAAUAAAAUACGAUGCAAUUGCUCGACAAGGGCAAUCAAAGGACAAGAUUAUUUACAGCAAAUACACGGAUCUUGUGCCAAAAGAAGUCAUGAAUGUGGAUGAUCCCGAACUGCAAAGACCAGAUGAGGACACAAUUAGAGAGAUUACAGAGAAGACGAGAGCAGCCUUGGAGAAAUCUGUCUCCCAGAAAAUUGCAGCCGCUAUGCCAGUUCGAGCAGCUGACAAACUAGCUCCCGCACAGUACAUACGGUACACUCCAUCGCAGCAAGGCGUUGCCUUCAACUCUGGAGCUAAACAGAGAGUUAUUCGGAUGGUGGAAAUGCAGAAAGACCCUAUGGAACCUCCAAGAUUCAAAAUUAAUAAGAAGAUUCCACGUGGACCACCUUCUCCUCCAGCACCCGUAAUGCACUCUCCUAGUAGAAAGAUGACUGUGAAAGAGCAACAAGAGUGGAAAAUUCCUCCAUGCAUUUCAAACUGGAAAAAUGCAAAGGGUUACACCAUCCCAUUAGAUAAGCGUCUGGCUGCAGAUGGAAGAGGACUGCAGACUGUUCACAUUAAUGAAAACUUUGCCAAGCUUGCUGAGGCUCUCUAUAUAGCUGACAGAAAGGCUCGUGAGGCUGUAGAGAUGCGUGCCCAGGUGGAGAGGAAAAUGGCUCAGAAAGAAAAAGAGAAACAUGAGGAAAAGCUCCGAGAAAUGGCCCAGAAAGCAAGAGAAAGAAGAGCAGGGAUCAAAACCCAUGUUGAAAAAGAGGAUGGAGAAGUUAGAGAAAGAGAUGAAAUAAGACAUGACCGGCGCAAGGAGAGACAGCAUGACAGAAAUCUAUCCAGGGCAGCUCCUGAUAAAAGGUCAAAGCUGCAGAGAAAUGAAAACAGAGAUAUCAGUGAAGUUAUUGCGCUAGGUGUCCCCAACCCCAGGCCAUCUAAUGAAGUCCAGUAUGACCAGAGGCUGUUCAACCAGAGCAAGGGUAUGGACAGUGGCUUUGCUGGAGGAGAGGAUGAGAUUUACAAUGUUUAUGACCAGCCUUGGAGAAGUGGCAAAGAUAUGGCUCAAAACAUCUACAGACCAAGUAAAAAUGUCGAUAAGGAUAUGUACGGUGAUGAUCUAGAGGCUCGAAUAAAGACCAAUAGGUUUGUUCCUGACAAAGAAUUUUCUAACUCUGAUCGUAACACCAGAGGAAGAGGCAGAGACGGCCCAGUUCAAUUUGAGGAGGAUCCUUUUGGUUUGGACAAGUUUCUGGAAGAAGCUAAGCAACAUGGUGGUUCUAAACGGCCAUCCGAUAGCAGCCGCCCUAAAGAACAUGAGCAUGAGAGCAAAAAGAGGAGGAAGGAGUAAGUGCCUCUGUACCUUGAGUAGCAAUGAAAUGGACUACAAGCAUGGACUUCAUACAAAAGGCAUUUUUUAAUAUCAGAGGUAUAUAGGGGGAUGUCACGUAAAGAAGCAGUUCAGAACUCUUGUGCUAUGUGGAGAUGCAUAUACACACACUAGUUCCUCUGCGAAGGACAGCUACCUAUGAAGAGUGGAAAAAUGGAGACCACUUGGAAACAUUUCACAGGGGGAACUGUUCUUUAGCAAGUACUCUGACUUUGCUAAUUCCCUGUUGCCCAGCACCUCAGGGUAAGAAUGUAGCCUCUUCCCACCCCUGUAGUUCUAUUAAGUAGCUGAAGCUUUUAUUUCAUUUGUUACAAGCUCUCCCCCACUGUAAAUAGUUACUGUCUCAUCCUGUAAUAGAUGCUAGAGAGCUUAUGCCUGUGUUUCUGUGUGGUUCCAUAGUUUAUUUGAACAAGGAAGGGAAACAGCUGGAUUCUGUUUUAAAUCCAAUACUCACAGUUUCUCCAUUAUCUUUAUUUUAGUUUCUUUAUGCCUAGUGAAAUAAAGCCUCUUUCCACAGUUCAUUCACACUGAUUCUCUCUUUGGUUGAAGGUGUCUUCUACCUUGCUGCUGUCUGAGAGAUAGCUGAAAAGAAUGAAAAUUGUUCACGUUAGGCAAGAAGCUUUGACUUCUUUUUAUUUCUGAUUUUCUGAAACAUUUGUAUGGAAGGUAGACCUUAAUGUGUGAGAGCCAUAGUGACAGCUGCUGAGUCCUGGAAGGAAUGUGAAAUAAAAUUUGCUGAUGAGA